Molecule: messenger RNA, 951 nt
Organism: Drosophila obscura
Lineage: Eukaryota; Metazoa; Arthropoda; Insecta; Diptera; Drosophilidae
Gene: ND-24L
Product: NADH-quinone oxidoreductase subunit E
Exons: 1
Coding region: 114-863 (249 amino acids)
Biological process (GO): mitochondrial electron transport, NADH to ubiquinone
Molecular function (GO): NADH dehydrogenase activity
Source: RefSeq, a predicted model, not a curated record
GGGACAAAAAUACAAUAUCAAGCAAGUGACACACAAUCGAGCAAUCAACAUCAAAAUCAAAUUCAAAUUCCACAAAGAGAGCAGAUAAAUAGUAUAUAGUUUUUUUUUACACAAUGUUUGGUGUGCUAGGAGGAGCAGGACUCCGACUCCUGACCCUGCCACUGCUUGGCGGUCUACGUGUCCCUCAGAACCCAGCGAUGAGUCGGCGCACCAAGCUGGAUGCCUGCAACAUGUACGACAAGAUUAAGUUUGAGUUCACCGCGGAGAACAAGGCCCGAGUCGACUCGCUGCUCACUUGGUAUCCGGAAGCGGAGCGCCAGGGGGCGCUGCUGCCACUGCUGGACAUUGCACAGCGCCAGUACGGCUGGCUGCCCAUCACGGCCGUUGUGGCAGUCGCCGAGCGACUGAAGAUCGAUCCGAUGAAGGCCUACGAGACGGCCAAGUACUACACAAUGUUCCACAUGAAGCCGUUCGGCAAGUUCGUGGUCUCCGUGUGCACCUCCACGCCCUGCUAUCUGCGCGGCGGCGACGAUCUGCUGAAGGCCUGCUCGAAGAUGCUGCGCCUGCAGCCAGGCGAGACCAGCAAGGACAUGCAGUUCACGCUGAAGGCCGACUGUUGUCUGGGCGCCUGUGUCAACGGGCCCGUGGCGAGCGUCAACGAUGACCUCUACGAGGACCUCAACGAGGUGAGCUUCGAGGCGAUUUUGAGUGAUCUGAAGUGCGGCAAGGUGCCGCCCGCAGGACCCUGCACCGGACGCUGUUCCAGCGAACCGUUAGAUGGGCCCACCACACUGCUGAUCGACCCACCGCCAGCCGGCUACAUGAUGCGUGACCUGGAUGAUCCUGGCAAGAAAUGCAAGUAGCCUCGUCCAGGCUGCCUCCUUCAUCCUGCAUUCAGUCUUAAAGCAAUAAAUUUCGAUUGCCAUUGGCAACGUGGCAACGGCAAAGAAA